AUGGCGAUAGACUCGAGUGGACGGGGGUUUACGCUAACUUUAUUCGUCUUUUCUUGCGUUUUUGCGGGCAGGCAGGCCGAGGAGGCGGCGGCGGAGUCGAGACUCGCCCCCCGGAUACUCGGCAUGAGGCUGGAGAGGAGCGACACGCCGGCCGGGACCACCGAGAAAGGGGUUAUUCAGGUGACCGAGGGCAGCGACAUCCUCUUCAGGUUCUACGGGCUCCACUUGCGCCCAAACAGCUCGAAGCUCAUCCAGUUUAUGGAACUUUACUCCAGCGAGAAAGAGGAUGAUACUUUCGGCGCGGUUACGACCAACUUGAGCAGGACUUGUCUCGAACGCACGAAGGAAAUAGAAGUAAGGGGGUCCAUGGAGGUGACCAACCAAAACACCUCCGGGGUGGUCAGCCUCCGGAUCAAGGAGCUCCGCAAGAGAGAGGCGGUGAAGGUGUUCGGCUUGUGCGUCCUUGACAUCCACGCGAAGGAGGAGACGUGGUACCUGCUGGACGAUAAGGACGGCAGAGUGCGCGUGGUGGAGGUGGCGAAGUCUCUGCUUCCCAUCUGGCUGCAGGUGAUCCUCAUCGCCUUCCUGCUGGUGCUGUCCGGCAUGUUCAGCGGGCUCAACCUGGGGCUGAUGGCGCUGGACCCCAUGGAGCUCCGCAUAGUGCAGAGCUGCGGCACCGAGAAGGAGAAGAAAUACGCACGGAAGAUCGAGCCCAUACGCAGAAAGGGUAACUAUUUGUUGUGCUCGCUGCUGCUCGGAAACGUCCUGGUGAACACCACGCUCACCAUCCUCCUGGACGACCUCACCAAAUCCGGGGUGGGCGCUGUGGUCGCCUCCACAGUCGGGAUCGUGAUUUUUGGCGAGAUUGUGCCGCAGGCGCUGUGCUCCCGGCACGGGCUGGCAGUCGGGGCGAACACCAUCCUUGUCACCAAGUUGUUCAUGCUGCUAACUUUCCCGCUGUCGUGGCCCAUCAGCAAGAUCCUGGACUGCGUCCUGGGUCAGGAGAUCGGCACCGUGUACAACCGGGAGAAGCUGGUGGAGAUGCUGAAAGUCACCGAGCCGUACAACGACCUGGUGAAAGAGGAGCUCAACAUGAUCCAGGGCGCGCUGGAGCUCAGGACCAAAACAGUGGAGGAUGUCAUGACGCCCAUCAGCAACUGUUUCAUGAUCCACAGCGACGCCGUGCUGGACUUUAACACCAUGUCCGAGAUCAUGGAGAGCGGGUACACGAGGAUACCUGUGUACGAGCAAGAGAGGUCCAACAUCGUGGACAUCCUGUUUGUUAAGGAUCUGGCCUUUGUGGAUCCGGACGACUGCACCACCCUCAAGACCAUCACCAAGUUCUACAACCAUCCCGUGCACUUCGUGUUCCACGACACCAAGCUGGACUCCAUGCUGGAGGAGUUUAAGAAAGGUUUGUGGAAAUUUCGUGAUGUAAGGAAGUUAAAAACACAUUUUAGUAAGUAUUAUCAGGAAAACGUAUUUCAAGUAUUAAAAGUACCCAAAU
This is a messenger RNA of Plectropomus leopardus (leopard coralgrouper), 1507 nucleotides long. NCBI's taxonomy places the organism in Eukaryota, Metazoa, Chordata, Actinopteri, Perciformes, Serranidae. The record is from RefSeq and is a predicted model, not a curated record.